Messenger RNA from Danio aesculapii, 2324 nucleotides. RefSeq names its product forkhead box I2 (gene foxi2). Gene Ontology annotation, biological process: regulation of transcription by RNA polymerase II; cell differentiation; anatomical structure morphogenesis. The transcript has 2 exons. The record is from RefSeq and is a predicted model, not a curated record. The coding region runs from base 100 to 1251 and encodes 383 amino acids. Gene Ontology annotation, molecular function: DNA-binding transcription factor activity, RNA polymerase II-specific; RNA polymerase II cis-regulatory region sequence-specific DNA binding. Lineage: Eukaryota; Metazoa; Chordata; Actinopteri; Cypriniformes; Danionidae.
ACUUGUUGCUUUUAACCCGAGCAGUCAGAGACAGUGUUGUGCGUUACAGUGAGAGCGUGAGCUCCAGACAGACACAUUUGCCUUCUUGGCACUGGAGAUAUGAACACCAUCGACGCGCAGAUCCAUAAUAAUAGUAACGCUGCUGUCAACCAUCUCCAGCAAUUGCCAAAAAGCGCGCACGAGACCUCGGAUAUGGCCGUGUAUUGUGACAACUUCAGUGUUUACCACCAACAGAGUCUACCUGCGGCGCAGAGGCCAGCCGGAUACGGCCUGGGGGACUACGCGACCCCAAACCCCUACCUGUGGCUCAAUGGACCUGGUGUCAACUCCUCUUCGUCCAAUAUACACGGGAACAACAGCCCAUCAUUCAUCCCGCCGGCGUACGGCUCUCAGAGGCAAUACCUGAGCAACUCUUCCGGGUUCGCCGGGCCGGAUUUAGGCUGGCUCUCCAUCGCGAGUCAAGAGGAACUUUUAAAGCUCGUGCGCCCGCCAUACUCCUACUCGGCUCUCAUAGCUAUGGCGAUACAGAACGCGCACGAGAAAAAGCUAACUCUGAGCCAGAUUUAUCAGUAUGUGGCGGAUAAUUUUCCGUUUUAUAAGAAGAGUAAAGCGGGGUGGCAGAACUCCAUCAGGCACAACCUUUCUCUCAAUGACUGUUUUAAAAAAGUGCCGCGUGACGAAGACGAUCCAGGGAAAGGAAACUACUGGACCCUAGACCCCAACUGUGAAAAGAUGUUCGACAAUGGAAACUUUCGUAGAAAAAGGAAACGCAGAUCUGAUUCCAGCACAGGUGUUUCCAGUAACACAAAACCGGAGGAUGAUCGUCAGCUCGCCGGUAUCAAACCCACUGACAGCCCUCACCUCACUGGACCCGCAUCUCCUGACGCGGACGUGGCCACUGACACCCACAAAGCCGCGUCUCCCGCAGGCCUCGCGAGCGCUCCGUGCUUCAACAACUUCUUCAAUAGUAUGUCUGCCUUGGGUUCAUCCUCGACUCCAGCCAGCAGACAUGGCUCUCUAGGGCUGGUCAACGAACUUUCCAGCCGAAAUAUCAGCGCUUUGAGCCCGUAUCAUGCCAGCUCAGGGCCUGACGCAGGUGGAGCGCCCGAGCUCCAGGACAGCGUGCACGUCAACCGGGGAAUGUACUAUAACUCUUUUACCGGCGGCCAGAGCGCGCAGUUCAACGGACACUUCUAUAACAGCUUCAGUGUCAACAGCCUCAUUUACCCUCGAGACGGAACGGAGUUAUAAAUCUGUCACGUUCGUGAAUACCCGCCAUUACGCGUAGGUGUAACACUGUGUGUGGGUUCAUCAAGUGCAGCAGGCAAUAAAAAAAAAAAAAAACAUUAAAGUGCGACAUUCACAUAUUCACACCUAAAAAUAAAGGUUCUUUAUUGGCAUAGAUAGUUUCUUGAAGAACCAUUAACAUUAAUGGAACCUUUCCAUACCAUAAUUUACAGAGAAGAAAAGUUCGUUAGAUUAUUAUAAUGUUCGGUAACACUUUAGUUUAAGACCACAAUUCAUGCUAUUAACUGGCUUAGUACCUGCCUAUUAUUAGAUAUUACCUGUUCAUAAGUAGUUAUAAAAUACGAUCUUAUUCUGCAUGUAAAACCUUAACCCAACUUCUACCUUACUAUUAAAAAACAGCUGUUUAGUUUAAUAAGCUAGUGUUAGUAAAUGGUUUGUUAAUAUUAUAAAGUGUGACCUAAACUAAAGUGUUACCUAAUGUUCUUCACAUAAUUAAAAGGUUAUUUAAAAAAUCGUUCUUUGGGUAUCCAAAAAAAAAAAAGGUUAUUCUGUGGUAUCACUGUGAACACCCUUCUUUGGUUCCUCCUGGUAACUUAAUUUUUGUAAAGUGUUAAAAUCCACCAAAUGAGUGAAUUCUGAUGUAUUAAGUGUCAAAACACAUUCUGUUCUGUGAAAAAUCAUUUGUGUCUUAACACAGAUUUCCAUAUUAUGUGCCAGUUUGUGAACAUGCACUAAUUUAAAAAGAUUUUUCAUUUUAGAUUGUUAAUAGGAGUUUGCUGGAGUUUGCCUUGGUAUCGAUGAUUGCCAAGAUUCAGUAUUGUCUAGUGUUAAAAUAAGUUCUGUCUCUGUGUUUUACUUUCUUGUGUAUUUUUUUCUGUAAAUUCAGUCAUCUUGUUAUAUCCUCUUUUUUACUAUUUAUAUUAAGUUAUGUACCUUGCAGUUUGUGCUUUAAGGAAAGAAAUAUAGUAUGUGAUCUGUUCUGAAUUAACAAAUGUCAUCAUGCCACUAAUUCACUUGUUUUUUAAAUAAUGUUGCAUAGGUGAUGAUCUUUACACAGAUAAAACCACUACAUUUUA